This is a messenger RNA of Anguilla anguilla (European eel), 2469 nucleotides long. It is a transcript of the gene kri1, whose product is annotated as KRI1 homolog. Gene Ontology annotation, biological process: endonucleolytic cleavage in ITS1 to separate SSU-rRNA from 5.8S rRNA and LSU-rRNA from tricistronic rRNA transcript (SSU-rRNA, 5.8S rRNA, LSU-rRNA). Gene Ontology annotation, cellular component: 90S preribosome; nucleolus. The transcript is spliced from 19 exons. Lineage: Eukaryota; Metazoa; Chordata; Actinopteri; Anguilliformes; Anguillidae. The coding region runs from base 149 to 2455 and encodes 768 amino acids. The record is from RefSeq and is a predicted model, not a curated record.
ACCACGUGCUUGUCCAUAGUUUGUGGAAGCUAGACGAGUACAGCAGCGUGGAGCUUGUCUGGAUUCGCAUAGGCUUAUCGAAGAUAAAAUUUCAAAUAUUAAAACAUUUCUAUGUGUGGUUCUGUCAGCCUUAUGCAUAAGAAGGACAAUGUCUAGGAAACCUGAGUUUAAAAUCAAUCAGAAAUUCGCGGAGAAAUAUGAGAAAUAUCGACAGAAAGAAGAAUUACAGAAACUGAAAGACCGCUAUGGAGAUGAAGUUGGUGACAGUGAAUCGGACUCGGAGUCAGAUGAGGACAGCGAAGUGGAGCUGGACCCCAGACUUGAGAGAGACUUUUACAGAACACUUUCAUUACUAAAGAAGAAGGACCCCAAGAUCUACCAGCAGGAUGCCAAAUUUUACACUGCUCAAGAGUCUUCAGGUGACAGUGAUGAUCAGCCCUCCACUUCAAAAAAGCAGGAGAAGCCCAUGUUUCUGAAAGACUACGAGCGGAAGGUCAUUCUGGAGAAGGGCGGUAAAUAUGAAGAUGAGGAUGAUGAGAGUGAUGAAGAGGCUGCCAAGAGGAUGGAGAGAGAUGCUUCCCCCAGCUACAUGCAGGAGCAGAGGGAGCUGAAAGAGAGCUUCCGGAAGUUUGUUCAUGACAGUGAUGAGGAGGGCAGCGAGGAAGAUGGGGGCUCACAGCUGCUGACGAGACGGAUGAAAACGCAGGAGGAGAAGGAUAAGGAGGAAGUGGAUUACAUGGAGUGGCUGAAAGGCCAGGCGGAGCUGGAGGGAGCGGAGGAGGUGCAGGACAUGACGUAUCUGAGGGAAUACUGGAACGACCCCCAGCUGGACGAGAGGGAGAGGUUCCUCAGGGACUACGUCCUCAACAAGGGAUACCUGGACGAGGAUGAGGAGGACAGGAUCCCCAGUUAUGAUGAAAUAGUACAGGAUGAGGUUGAGGACUCAGAGGAGGAGGGGGAGUCUUUCCUGGAGCGGCAAGAGGACUUUGAGAGGCACUACAAUUUCCGCUUUGAGGAACCAGAUGGCAGUCAGAUCAAGACAUACCCACGUACCAUCGCAACCUCCGUGCGUAGCAAAGACGAGCGAAGGAAGCAAAAAAGGGAGGAAGUACAGGAGAGAAAGAGAAAGGAGAAGGAGCAGAAGCAGACGCAGCUGAAGCAGCUGAAGAACCUGAAGCGCAACGAGAUCAUGGAGAAGCUGCGCAGGCUGCAGGACCUGACGGGCAACAAGCAGCUGGCCUUCGGAGAGGGGGACCUGCAGGGGGACUUCGACCCCCAGCAGCACGAGCAGCUCAUGCAGAAGUUCUUUGGGGAUGAGUACUACGGGCAGGAGGAGGAGGAGAAGCCCCAGUUUGAUGACGAGGAGGAGGAUUUGGAUGGACAGUGGAACUGGGACACAUGGACAGGGGAGGGAGAUGAGGGUGAAGAGGAGGAAGGAGAGGAAGAAGAGUACGAGAGCCACCAGCCCAACUGUGAAGAUCCGGACUUCAUUAUGGAUGCAGACUAUGACCCCAGUCAACAGCCCACCUCGUCCAAAAAGAAGAAGAAAAGGGAGAAGGAGGAGAGGAGGAAGAAGAUGAGGAAGGAGGAUGCCCCUCUAAUGGGGAAGAAGAGGAAGAAGUCUCACUUUACAGAGGUCAUCUCUCAGAGCAAGCCUGUCUUUGAUCCCCAGGAGAAGAGCUUCGAGCAGUACCUGGACGAGUACUACAGGCUGGACUACGAGGACAUCAUCGACGACCUGCCCUGCAGGUUCCGGUACAGGCCGGUCCUGCCCAACGACUUCGGCCUGUCCACGGAGGAGAUCUUGGGCGCGGAUGAGAAGGAGCUGAAUCGCUGGUGCUCGCUGAGGAAGACGUGCAUGUUCAGAUCUGAGAAGGAGGAAAUGAGUGACCUUAAGAACUACAAGAUUAAGGCGGCUAAUGAGAAGAGGAAGAAGGAGAUUCUCAACUCCCUCUAUGCAGGAGAGGGAGAAGAAGAAGAAGAAGAAGCUGUGGCCAAGAACAAAGUCAGGAAGAAGAGGAGAGACCGAUUGAAGAGGAAGGAAGGACAGAGGGAGGAGAAGGACAAGGAGGUGGCAGACCCGGGGGUGGUUGCGGACUCUGUGGAGGGCAAGCUGAUCGAGUCCCUGCAAGACGGUGGGGGUGAGGGAGAGGAGGCCGAGGAGUUCUUGGUCCCGAGGAAGAAGCUGAAGGAGAGCACGGAGGCCUCCGAAGAGGUGGAAGGCGUCAAAGGCGUCCGACCCAAAGAAAGCGCCAAGUGGCCCAAGAAGAGACGCAGGCACCUGGGAGGACGCCUGCUGUCGGGGUCCUUCAGGGUGAAGAUGGGCGGCCGGGAGUUCAGCGGGCACAGACUGAAGGCCUACGGGCUCAAUCCCAAACGGCUGCGUCACAGGCAGCUCGGCCGGCAAAAGAGGAAAGAGCAGGAGAGGAGGGAGAAAGGGAGGGCCAAAGACUGAGACGGGGGGGGGGG